Meloidogyne enterolobii is the source of this 279-nucleotide messenger RNA. NCBI's taxonomy places the organism in Eukaryota, Metazoa, Nematoda, Chromadorea, Rhabditida, Meloidogynidae. The record is from the annotation of a GenBank genome assembly.
AUGUCAAUUUUGGAUAAAAUAAAGGAUAUUGAGGAUGAGAUGGCUAGAACUCAAAGAAACAAGGCUACAAUGGGCCAUCUUGGUUUGUUAAAAGCUCGGCUUGCUAAAUUACGGAGGGAAUUAAUUAGUCCGAAAGGUGGUGGCGGAGGUGGUGCUGGUGAAGGAUUUGAUGUUGCCAAGACAGGCGAUUCGCGAAUUGGUUUUGUUGGUUGGUUAAUUUUUUUAAAAUUUAGAAAUUUUGGCAGUAUACGGAAUGAAUGCUUUUUCCUUUUAUCCUAA